AUGAUGUCGAGCCUCGAGAUCACGUGCCUCUUCGCUGACUGUGCCAAGCCGAUCGUGCCCGGCACGGAAAAGUGUGCAUCCCACAAGAACAAGAUCAAGUGCUCGAUCGAGGGUUGUCCCAACCAGGUCUACGCCCGGUACCUCUGCGUCCGCCACGGCGGCAAGAAGCAGUGCAAGUCGCUUGGCUGCCGCGCCUUUGCUCGCGGCGGCCCGUACUGUGUUCAGCACGGCGGCGUCGCCGCCAAACGCUUCUGCACCGAACCAGGUUGCCACCGCCAAGCCCAUGCGCGCCACAAGUGUGUGCGCCACGGUGGUGGCCGGCAGUGCAAACUGAGCGGAUGUGGCAGCCAUGCACGCCUCUCUGGCUACUGUGACGCGCACACGUCGACAUGGACAGAAUCGUUCGAGGCGGUCGACGAGUAUACGCUUUUGCUCUGCGCUUCGGUGACGCCCAUGCCGUUUGAGCCGUCGCGCUCGCUAUUUGCCCCUAUUGACAUGGACGUCUUGCAGCUCUUGUGCUAG
Saprolegnia parasitica CBS 223.65 is the source of this 522-nucleotide messenger RNA. RefSeq lists its product as hypothetical. The record is from RefSeq and is a predicted model, not a curated record. The transcript has a single exon. Lineage: Eukaryota; Oomycota; Saprolegniomycetes; Saprolegniales; Saprolegniaceae. The coding region runs from base 1 to 522 and encodes 173 amino acids.